Erythranthe guttata (spotted monkey flower) is the source of this 796-nucleotide messenger RNA. Lineage: Eukaryota; Viridiplantae; Streptophyta; Magnoliopsida; Lamiales; Phrymaceae. The record is from RefSeq and is a predicted model, not a curated record.
GUUAGGUACAAUGUAUUAUUACAAUUAAUUACCAUAGCCAAUCACAAGAAUCUAAUUAGUUUCCAAAUAAAAUAUACAUUGGCAUGAAUUGAAGCAAUCAACCAAAUUUGCCCACUUUCCUUAUAAUUAUUCCUACAUUUCAAAAUUAAAUUAUUCCUAGCCGUUACAUUUCUUGAAAUUUUAAUACAAAUAAUCCACCAUGAAACCAAGAAUAUAAUCUCCCAUUAGAUUUUCUCCAUAGCUUCUCAUAAAUAAAUCUUUGCAACAAUAUAUAUAAAUAUAUAUAUAAUCAAUUAAUUCAUAUGAAUUCAAGCCGUUGUGCUGCAUGCAAACAUUUAAGACGAAGAUGCCCCUCAGAUUGCAUAUUCUCACCUUAUUUCCCAUCCAACAAUCCUCAAAGAUUUGCUUUUGUUCACAAGAUCUAUGGUGCUAGUAACGUUGGAAAGAUUCUCCAGGAUCUCCCGGUGAAUCUAAGAUCGAAAGCAGCUGAUACGCUGUGCUACGAGGCUUCGCGCAGAAUAGAGGAUCCCGUGUACGGUGUUGUCAGAGAGUUAACUAAUUUGGAUGAAGAGAUACAAAAAGCGCACUGCCAACUCGCAAGAAUCCGAGCUCAAAUUGCGGUAAUUCAAGCUCGCGAUGAAGUUGAUAAUGUCAAUAAUCCCAAUUUCUUCCCGCCCCAAAACGAUGUAUCUAAUUCCACUUCAUUUAAUUAUGAUCUUUCGGCUUGGUUCGAUUAGGGUUAGUUAGUAUCUCAAUUUAGUAACGCGUUUUUUGUUACUAUUGUAAUACUGAUCGA